AUGUCUCAAUCUAAUCUGGAAAUCAUACAAGCCUGUCCGAUUGACAACGCUUUAGAUGAGUUCUGCCAAUCGUUUGAUACCUCUCAAUCCCUUGACACACUUAACUUUGAUGAUCUUCAAGAACUAGCCUCCAAGCUGCUAUCUGUAUUAUCAGAUCUUGAGAUAUCUCGUCGACUUCCUUCAAAAACAAACAGAAAGACUCUACGUCAAGAUCUGCUGACGCUCAUUGUUGCUGUUGAAUCCGACGGCUUCGAUAUUGAUCGUAUUAAACCCCUCUUGAACGCUGUCUUUGCCAACAAACCCGAUCAAGAGAUCUGGGAUCGGAGAGAUAUAGACUCAGCACUGAAACGUGAACUGGGUGUGAUACAUUUUGAUGUUCCUCAAAUUCAUAAUAAGUUUUUUGGGGGUGUGGCAAAGCUUGAAACUACUUCUCAGGCCUUUUUUGAGGAAUGUAGUACAGGAACUGAUCCAUCUUUCAUUGAAGGAUGGGUUGGGUGGCCUAUCGGUGCACUGGAGAGAGAUGUUCUUAACUGGUUGGAAACAUUCAUUGAGAAGCUGGCAACAUUCGCACAGGACUACAGGGUAACCCCAACACGAAGGAUUAUAGCAAAUCCCAAUAAGCCUGUUACAGGCUCGGUCUCAACGCGGAAGUUAGAUAUCGGCUUCGUGAACAAUACCAAGAAAGAUACAACAUGCCAUUGGUCACAGAUCCUCAUACCGGGAGAGCUUAAGAGCAACCCAGCUGCCGAUACACAUUCACACUCAUGGCUUGAUCUUGGGAGGUAUGCAAGAGAAGUAUUCUCUGCUCAAGAUACUCGUCGUUUUGUUUUGGGCUUUACAUGUUGCGGAUCUUUUAUGAGGAUAUGGAAAUUUGAUCGACUAGGCGCGGUUUCAUCAGAGAAGUUUGAUAUCAACAAAGAAGGGCUUCUUUUUGUAUCUACGAUACUUGGAUUUCUCUGGGCGGAUGAGGAAGAGCUUGAGUUUGACUCUACAAUUAAGACAGCAGGUAGCCAACGCUUCAUAGAGAUUGAACGGAAAGACGGGAAGGAACGUCUUGUUAUUGAUAAACUGAUGAUUCGGACGUCAUGUGUCAUAGGUCGGGCAACAACAUGUUGGAAAGCCCAUCAUGAUAAACAUCCUUCGAUACCUCUUGUUAUUAAGGAUUCGUGGCAGUACUCGGAGCGCGACGAGGAGGGUGAGCUGCUAUGUGAAGCAUCUCAGAAAAAUGUGGUUAAUGUUGCUCGUUACUAUCAUCACGAAACUGUCCGAAUACUUGGUAUGGAAGAUGACAUAGUUGGAAAUAUUCGAAAAGGAACGAAGAUCCCAAAAGCAUCAAAUUUACCGCAGAAUCCCUCGGCCAUUCCUCGGAACAUGGAUACAGCCGGUACUUUAAGCAACGCCGGCCAGAAACGAUCAUCCAGCCAGGCUAGCAUUCUUAUGCCGCCCACACCCAGCAAGCGACCCCGUUUAGCAUAUUCUUCAACAACUACAACCAAGGCGAAGAGUGAGCCGCCCCCACCCAGCAAGCGAUCCCAUUCAGCACCUUCUUCAACAACUACAACGAAGGCGAAGAGUGAGCCGCCCCCAAAUCGAAUACAUCGGCGAGUUAUUGUUUCUGACUAUGGAGAACCUAUCUAUACAGCAAACUCUCUAAUAGCUUUGCUCACUGCAUUGGAAGGUUGUAUAGAAGGACAUGAAAGUCUAUACAACGCUGGCUUCCUUCACAGAGAUAUCUCAAUCAACAAUCUGAUGAUCAAUGAAGAUAAAAAUAAUUCUUCUUGGCCUUCAUUCUUGAUCGACCUUGAUUCAGCUAUCAAAGUGGAUCGAGAGGUUUCCUCGGGUGCAAAGGGGAGGACUGGUACAAGAGCGUUUAUGGCUAUUGGAAUUCUUAAGAAUGAACUGCACUCCUUUAUGCAUGAUCUUGAAUCGUUUUUCUGGGUAAUCUUUUGGAUAUGCAUUCACUACAAAGGGCCGGGCAAGAGUAUUGGUGCAACUGAAUAUAAUGAUUGUAACUUUCAGUCCGACAAUAACUUAUCAUAUACAAGACGGCUACGAUUUGCCAUGGAGGAGAUUUUCUUGAAAUAA
Molecule: messenger RNA, 2085 nt
Organism: Sclerotinia borealis F-4128
Lineage: Eukaryota; Fungi; Ascomycota; Leotiomycetes; Helotiales; Sclerotiniaceae
Source: the annotation of a GenBank genome assembly